AUGCUCUACGUUAUAGGUCUUGGCCUAUCAUCAGUCGAGGACAUAUCUGUAUCCGGUCUUACGGCUGCAAAAGCUUGUGAUCACAUAUUCGUCGAUGCAUACACCUCCAUUCUUAGUCACGGGAUUGAAAAAAUAUCGCUGUUUCUCGGAAAAAGUGUUAGGACCGCUGACCGCGAAUUUACUGAAGGUGACUCGGUAAUUGUUUCCUUGGCAAAAAAAGAAGACGUAGCUUUUUUGGUGGUUGGAGAUCCUCUUUGUGCCACAACACAUACUGACAUCAUCCUUCGCGCUAUUAAGGAAAAGAUUCCAUACAAAGUUAUUCAUAAUUCAUCGAUAAUGACUGCUGUGGCAUGCUGCGGGAUACAUUUGUACCAUUUAGGGGAAACCGUUUCAAUUCCUUUGUGGGGAGAAUGUGGCUGUCCAGAUAGCUUUUACUCGAAAAUAAUGUCAAAUUAUUGCCGAGGUCUCCAUACUUUAUGCCUGUUAGAUAUCAGGGUCAAGGAGAAAUCCGUUGAGAACUUGCUUCGCGACCGUGAUGUUUACGAACCUCCACGUUUUAUGCUUUGUCAGGAAGCUGCCUACCAGAUCCUCGAAGCAGGUCGUCAUUGUGAGGUGCCCUACGAACGGGAGCCGGAUGGCUAUCUUCAUGAAGACUGUAUUGUUAUAUGCUUAGCCCGAGUGGCAACUCCAUCUCAGGCCAUAGUGGUCACUACUAUCGGGACUUUGGAAGCUGCCAUGGCAGCUGGUGAUUCUGACCCCAUCUCUGCCUCGCUCGGCGGCCCAAUGCAUUGUAUGAUAAUUCCUGGAAGACUUCAUCCAAUGGAAGUUGAGUUCCUCUCAGCAAGCCUUUUGACCGGUGAUUUAGAUGACGAAACAAAAAUUGUCACUAGCGGUACACGUCUGCCAAUUUUAUUGCCCCCAUCAAGAGACCGCGAGAAUUUCAAAGAAAUCGUUACCGCCAUGUUUUCUAGACAUCAAGAAUUGCUAAAUCCCUAUACAUAA
Molecule: messenger RNA, 1002 nt
Organism: Mesocestoides corti
Lineage: Eukaryota; Metazoa; Platyhelminthes; Cestoda; Cyclophyllidea; Mesocestoididae
Source: the annotation of a GenBank genome assembly